This is a messenger RNA of Ipomoea triloba (trilobed morning glory), 1829 nucleotides long. Its product is annotated as 3-ketoacyl-CoA synthase 11-like. Lineage: Eukaryota; Viridiplantae; Streptophyta; Magnoliopsida; Solanales; Convolvulaceae. Bases 181 to 1725 code for a protein of 514 amino acids. Gene Ontology annotation, cellular component: membrane. The transcript has 3 exons. Gene Ontology annotation, biological process: fatty acid biosynthetic process. Gene Ontology annotation, molecular function: acyltransferase activity, transferring groups other than amino-acyl groups. The record is from RefSeq and is a predicted model, not a curated record.
CCUUACAAAACACUAAUUCAUCACUGUAAACGGCAGACUGCAUGCACUGAUCAAGCAGUCUCUGGAAGAACCAAUUUCAAACCACACUAUAUUCUUCUUCAUUUUCUCUCUCGGCUCCCUCCCACACUAUAUUGUGCAAUCUGCAUUGGACAAGGUGAAGAACUUGUUAAACGAACCAAAAUGAGUACCUCAAUGAGAGAGAAGAAGAUGAGUGAAACAACAACAAGUUCAAGAAAGCUGCCUGAUUUCAAACAAUCUGUAAAAGUGAAGUAUGUGAAACUUGGGUAUCAUUACCUCAUUACCCACGGAAUGUACAUCCUAAUACCCCUAUUUUUAUCACCCCUGCUUCUCCCUUUUGCUGCUCACCUCUCCAAACUCUCCCUGGAAGAUCUUUACGCCCUUUCGGAUCACCAUCUUCGAUCCAAUCUCGCAUCACUCACCAUUUGCUCCACUCUCUUGGUGUUUCUGUGCACCCUUUAUUUCCUCACCCGCCCUCGCCCCGUCUACCUGGUGAAUUUCUCAUGCUACAAGCCAGGAAAUGGUAACAUGUGCUCAAGGGAGGGGUUUAUGGUGAGGACCCAAAGGAUUGGGACAUUCACUGAUGAGAACAUUGAGUUUCAAAGGAAGAUUACUGAGAGGUCUGGGAUUAGUGAUUUCACUUAUCUUCCUGACGCUCUUAACAGAAUCCCAGCAAAUCCCUGUUUGGCAGAGGCAAGGAAAGAGGCUGAGAUGGUUAUGUUUGGUGCUAUUGAUGAGGUUCUUGAGAAGACUUGUGUUAAGCCAAAGGAUAUUGGGAUUUUGGUUGUGAAUUGCAGCUUGUUUAAUCCCACCCCUUCUUUGUCUGCGAGGAUUGUUAACCAUUACAAGCUUGGGGGAAAUGUUUUGAGUUAUAAUCUGGGCGGGAUGGGGUGCAGUGCGGGUUUAAUCUCAACCCAUAUGGCUAAAGAUCUUCUGCAAGUUCACCCCAACACUUAUGCCUUGGUUGUAAGCAUGGAGAACAUCACCCUCAACUGGUAUUUCGGCAACCACAAACCAAUGUUGCUUUCUAACUGCUUGUUCCGGAUGGGCGGGGCUGCGGUUCUUCUUUCAAACAAGGCAUCUGAUCGAAGACGAUCCAAGUACCAGUUGGUACACAGUGUGAGAACCCACAAAGGCAGUGACGACAAAUGCUAUUCCUGCGUGUACCAGAGGGAGGAUGGCGAUGGGGAGAUGGGCGUUUCUCUCUCAAAGGACCUCAUGGCCGUGGCCGGGGAUGCUCUCAAAACCAACAUAACAACCUUAGCUCCUCUCGUACUCCCCAUGUCCGAACAGUUGCUUUUCUUCGCCACAUUUCUGGCAAGAAAGCUGUUGAAGAUGAAGAAAAUCAAGCCAUACAUCCCAGACUUCAAACUAGCAUUUGAACAUUUCUGCAUCCACGCUGGGGGAAAAGCUGUGUUGGAUGAAGUGGAAAAGAAUCUGCAGCUCUCAGACUGGCACUUGGAGCCCUCAAGAAUGACGCUGUACCGAUUUGGGAACACCUCAAGCAGCUCGCUUUGGUAUGAACUCGCAUAUACGGAAGCUAAGGGGAGGAUUAAGAAGGGUGAUAGGGCAUGGCAGAUAGGAUUUGGGUCUGGGUUCAAGUGUAACAGUGCGGUUUGGAUGGCUUUAAAGACUAUAGACCCGGCUGAGGAGAAGAAUCCAUGGAUGGACGAGAUUCACAACUACCCUGUACAGAUUCCCGGUUAAAACUAUGUAUGAUAUGAUAACAAUCUGCUGAUUGAUAGUAAUAAGUGGCUAAUAACUUCAGCUGCAUUAAUUUCGUAAAUUUUUCAUAUAGUCACUUUAUCACA